CCAUAUCUGUAAGAUCACUGUGUAUGUGUUGUGUACAGCCUUUUUGUAAGAAAUACUUAGCUUUUUACUGAAGCAGUAGUUUCCAUUUAGCUGUGCUUCCUGUCCUUAUGUGUCCAUAAGGUUUCUGCUCUUUCAGGGAAUCAGGUGAAAUGCCUCCCCCCAGGCAAGUGCCCUGGGAGCAUCAGUGCAGCCAUGUCCCACAGGUUCCCAGUAGAAAGCCCUGCUCCUCAGGGUUUUGCAGGGACAUUAGCUUGCUUCUGCUGGCCUUGGAUGGUAAAGCCAUUAGAAGUUUUUGUAGUUCUGAAUCACUCACUCAAAAGAAACUGCUAUUUGCAUAUUUGAUCCAAAGUUCUUUAACAAGACCUCCUGAUAUUCACACCAUUAGCUAGUUUAAUUGCCAAGCUCAGGAGGAGCUGCAAAAGAUGAAGGAGGUGUGAAGAUCAGUGGACUUGGAAGUUUGUGAGUACUGGUAUAAAAACAAGUGUGGUGCCUCUGCGUAUCUUUGCAUUACAGUGUACUGUGAUGGUACUGGCUGAUUUUGAAAGUCCAAGGUGGAUGAAAGCUUCUUUACACUAAGAAGGCAGAGGAAUAAUUACUUUAUUCAAAUUCCAUACUUCUGCUCCUUAAGGUUCAAAUCCUUCUUAGCAUGCACUAUGUGUUAUCUAUUUUUCCCCUUUCUCUUUAUACCUGGAGGGUGCUGUGAGAAGAGGAAACAAAGACUAGCUGAACCAUCUUUCCUCCUCCUCCUUGUCCCAGCUGCAUUGUGGUGCCGCUGGUGCCUGCCUGCCUGGCAAGUCAGAGCAUGUCCGGACCCUGUGAACCAGCUGCAGAAGAUGGCAGAGCUGCUGGGGCUCAGAGACGAGUGCAGGGAGGGGGCUUUGGGAGCUCCUGCACUUGCUGCCUCCUGCCUUGCAGACAACAAGCUGAACCUGGAUGUAUAUCUUGACGGCUGCAGCAGGUUCCUCCAGCUGUUUGAGGGGCGACAGGGAGAGGUGCUCCAGGUGGAGUUCCUCCGACUCAGCAGCAAUGAUCGUCUCCUUGGCACCACACUAGACAUCCUCCCUCAUCUGAAGCACCUGAAAUCCCUGGUGAUUAAAGGUGGCCAUGCCAGGGAUGAGUUUGGUUCAUGUCAGCAUGGCUCUCUGACAAGCUUACCAGCAGACAUGGGGAACCUGAGGUGUCUCACCCACCUGGAUCUCACUUUCAACAGCCUGUCCACCUUGCCCAGCUGCAUCCUUCAUCUCUCCAGCCUUCGUGUGCUCCUGGUGAGCCACAACAGACUUGUGGCACUCCCUGAGGACUUUGGCUGUCUGAGCAAGCUGACUUUCUUCUCUGCUAUGAAAAAUCAGCUGAAGGACUUACCUCGGAGCAUUGGGGACCUAGCAGUGCUGCAGGACCUGGAUCUCUCUGAAAAUGCUUUGGAAUUCAUCCCUGAAGAAGUGGGGAAUCUGCAUAACUGCACAGAGCUAGAUCUUUCUGGGAAUUGCUUAUCAAGCAUCCCAGACUCCUUAGCCAAUUUGAAGUGUCUGCGGCAGCUGCAUCUCCACAGCAAUCUCCUGGUGACUGUCCCUGCCUCACUUGCCAGCCUGCCCAACUUGUCCAGACUUGAUCUGCAGAAUAAUUGCCUCAGUGCUGUCCCACCUGAGAUCCAGACCUUGCCAUUCGUGCGCCUCCGAGGCAAUCCCUUAGGAGAAACUGAGCCAUCCCCACAGGCUGAUGAAUCCAGUGCUGGAAGACUACGAAGACUCUUCCUUGCAUCAGGAGAGGACAGCUUUACUGUCACCCCUGAAGGCUGCAAAGUGGUCCUGGCCUGUGGCAUCCAUUUCUACUUUCCACCGGGGGCUGCCUCUGACCCUCUGCAGAUCUACUUCCGAACUCUCUCACCGGACCCUCAGUAUGUAAGGCUGCGACACCAUGAUGUCCUGCUGAGUAGAGUCCUGGAGCUGCAGCCUCAUGGGGUCAAAUUCCAGCAGGAGGUGCAGAUCUCGAUGCCAUAUGCCUCCCCUCAAACCCUUCACCAGCGUGAGGUGGUAGUGCGGACCUUCAGUGGGCAGAGCUGGAGUGAUUUGAGAACAAGAGUGGAGCAGAAGAGUAAAUCAAAGAAGCAUGUGGCUCACUGCAGUGUCCUUCACUUCUCCUGGUUCCUCGUUAUAUCUCGACUUGUGCAAAAUGAAUGCAAAGUGCCAACAGAGGGGACACUGCUCUUUUCUAGUGUGGAUCCAAACAUCAAAGUGACCUUUCCUCCUGGAGUCACUGAACAAACUCGCACUGUCAAGAUGCAGGUGCUGCCAGUGUCUGCAGGAGAGCUAGAGGAAAUCACAGGUGAUGCAGGGUGCAGAGCCAGUCCCCUGCUCUGCCUCUCCCAGGACUCCCUGGUGGACUUUCUCAGGCCAGUAAGAAUUCAGCUGCCCCUCCCACCAGGGGUCACAGGCAUAAAUUUGGAUCAGUCAAGGCUGCAUCUUCUUCAUGGUGACCUGGAGGGCCAAACCUGGGAUGACAUUAGCAGUCAGAUGGUACUGGAAUUUACCCAUAUUUAUGCAGUGUUUGAAGUCACCCACUUCUCCUGGUAUUGGCUGUGGUACACCACCAAGACCUACAUUGGAGGCAUUGCCAAGAAAGUCUAUGAGCGUCUGCGUAUGUACCAGGUUAACUUCAUUGCUCUGCAGAGGAAGAAGGACCCCGAGCAAGUCCUGCUACAGUGUGUCCCCAAGCACAAGGUUGACCCAGUGCUGAAGAAGCUGCAGGAUCGCUAUCGAGGACCUGAGCCAUCCGACAUGGUGGAGAUGUUUGAGGGAGAGCAGUUUUUUGCAGCUUUUGAGGGAGGCAUCAGCAUUGAUAUGGAUCGCCCUGACUGCGUGGAUGGACGUCUCUCGUUUACUUUUUACUCCCACUUAAAGAACAUGAAGGAAAUCUAUGUGACUUCCCCUGUGGACAGGAAGGACCAAGCUGUAAAAGGACAGGUCUCUUUCUACCGAGGGGCAGUUCCUGAGAACAUCCCUGAAGAGGCCAGCAGGAGGAGGAGAGGACCAGACUCCCUCUGGCUCGUUACUCUGCCCAUCAAACUGCCUCGAUUGAAGCCCCGCUGGGGUGAGAACCCUGGUGCCCUGAAUGGGUUCUCGUUCCCUCCCUUGAACCUGGGCAAUGCUGAGACUGGCUACUUGACACAAGCCAACCUGCUGAGCAUUGCCAGGCGCGUGGGAGCUGACUGGCAGACCAUCGGCCUGAACCUGGGCUUGACCUAUCAGCAGAUUGAGCGCAUAAGAUACAAUCACAGAGAGGACCUUGACAAGCAGAUCCUGGACAUGCUUUUCUCAUGGGCUCAGCAAAACUCAGAGGAUCCUGACUGUGUGAGCAAGCUGAUUACAGCCAUAAAAGAGAGUGGCCGCCAGGACAUUGCCGAUGAGGUUGAAACCAUCAUUGAGCUGGGCCGUCAGAAAUACAGGGAGUCCAUCCGCCGGGUGGGCUUGGAGCAGGACAGCAGCACUGAGGACUCUGCAAUAGCUAUGGUGUAGCACCAAGCACAAGGAACUGGGUGUCGUAUAUCCCUCUGUGUAGCUGAAGAGACAAUGUCUUGAGGCUCUUUCCACCUCAAGGGUCAGUGUCUUCCUGGGGAGCUGGACAUGGAUUUACUUGUGAACAGACUACUGAGCUUUCUUGAGUCUAUACUCACAUGCCGCUUUGGCCAGUCCCAGGCAGUUUACAGGGCAUUUAUGAGACUUCAAUUCCAUUUCUUGACACCGAGUUUUAGAUCUCAGAAACAUGGAGAAAUUCAGAGACUGAAGUGUCUGUCAGCUGAGUAGUGGCUGAAGUAGCCAUUAAUGAAUUAAUACUCAUGUUAUGUAUAUCUAUGUGUAACUUAUUCCUGAAACUCCGUUCUGCCAGAAACACUGCAUGGGAGCAUUGGAGUCUGUUUGUGCACCAGUGCUUCGUGGGAAACUGGAGGUGCAGUCCUGAUGUAAGUUGUGGUGCAGUGGAGACUGUUCAGCUAUUUCGGUUAAUGAUAUGUUUUGCUCACAUGAAAAUGAACUGUAUUCAUCAUGAACACGUUUUCUGUUUUCUGCCAAAUCUCUUCCAGUUCCCUCAAUCCCCAACUAAGCCCAAAGUAUUAGUGGGGAAAAGAGAAGAAACAAAUUUCUAGCAGAAUUGCUCUUGGUUUUUUUAUCUUUUUCCAAAAGCUAUUUUGGAACAAAUAAAACUUCUCAAUGUCUCUA
Messenger RNA from Pezoporus flaviventris, 4211 nucleotides. RefSeq names its product p53-induced death domain protein 1 (gene PIDD1). Gene Ontology annotation, biological process: DNA damage response; signal transduction; apoptotic process. Lineage: Eukaryota; Metazoa; Chordata; Aves; Psittaciformes; Psittacidae. The record is from RefSeq and is a predicted model, not a curated record. The transcript is spliced from 16 exons. The coding region runs from base 654 to 3512 and encodes 952 amino acids. Gene Ontology annotation, molecular function: protein binding.